Messenger RNA from Chrysoperla carnea, 1129 nucleotides. RefSeq lists its product as uncharacterized. NCBI's taxonomy places the organism in Eukaryota, Metazoa, Arthropoda, Insecta, Neuroptera, Chrysopidae. The record is from RefSeq and is a predicted model, not a curated record. The transcript is spliced from 3 exons. Bases 86 to 694 code for a protein of 202 amino acids.
AUAUAUUUAAGCAAAUAUUUGGAUAAUUUAAUUAUAUUUUAAUUUAGUUUAUGUUGUGACUUCGUUCGUGCAAGUGUAAAAAAACAUGUAUAAUUUAUCAAUUUUUUUAUUUUGCUUAUCAGUGUUUGUGUCUUCCAAUAAUGGGCUUUCAUUUAAUACGCUCAGCUCCUUUGCACGUAAAAAUUAUGUUGGUUUAACAUACGUUGAUGUUGGAGGGCGAUUUAAACGUGAAUCCUCGACCAUGUGUUGUGGAAUUGAUAUGGAUGCUGAAGAUCAAAGUGGAGAAGACGAAGAAUGUAUACAAAAAGUACUUGGUGAUAGUAACGAUCAAGAAGAUUUGGAUGUGAAGCAAUUAUAUUGUCUAAUGGAAUGCGAUUAUAGUCAAUUAUUAAAUGACAAUGGUGAAAUUGAUGAAAAGGCAUACUUUGAAAUGAUUGAUGACGAUGAUAUGGAGAAUGCGUACGUAAUUGAAACGUCAAAGAAAUCUUUUAAGAAAUGUGUUGAAAUAGCUAAAAUGCAUAAAGAAAAAGUUUUAAAACAGUACAGCGAUUUAAAAUGUAAUCCAAUGUUAAUGGAUUUCAUUACCUGUAUUAGUGUUGAAGUAUUAUCGGGUUGUCCAGCUGAUAAAAAGAAAAAUGAUAAUAAAACCUGCAAGGAAAUUGUUGAUGUAUUAACAGAACAAAUUACUGACUAAGAAAAAACCAAUAAAUAUAGUUAUAUUAAUGGUUCUAUUGAAUGCUCCUAAAAGACAUGUUACUUAAAAUGUUCCGCUUAAAAUUCACAGGAAAAUAAUUUAAUUUUCUUAUAUUUGUAAAUUAAAUACUUAUAUUACCUUUUGGCCUCUUGUCACUGUACAAUGGCAUUCGUACACUUACUAGUUUUUCCAUAUAACUAUAUAAAUAUUUCAGAAAUAUAAAUUUUUCUGUGAAAACACGCGAGACAUUUAAGGUAAGCUGUCUUGUUUCGGUCUGGUGACCUUUUCCUUCAUUGAUAUUUUAUGAUCCGAAUUUUUUUUGUCUUUCGAAUAGUUUUAUUUAUGACCUCUAAAAUAAAAUUUUCAAAUUGGUUUUGUUAUAGUUUGUAGAUGCUUCAUUUGACACAAACCAAAAGAAACAAAAAAAUUGUACAA